AAAUUGGAAGAGAAAAAAAAAAUGAAGGGAAGAGUGUGGCAUCCAUUAUUGAAAGGAGGAAGGGGGAGAGAAAAUGGGUAUAGCCAUGGCUUGUCUUCUUCUCAGAUUGAAGCAUUAUCUUCUAUCUGUGAAGCUCUAAUUCCACCUCUUCCACCUCCUGAGCAUGAUGAGAAGAGCUCUGAAGCAAUUCGUCUCUUCUAUGCUAGUUCUGCCUCCCAGUCACCAUUGCCUGAUGAGAGUGCAGAGAUGUUGGUGAAACAGUGCUUACCUGAAGCAGUGGUGGUGCUGAGAUUAGUUCUGAUGAUGUUGUCAACAAGAUUGGGGAGUCUUGUGCUUUGUGGGCGUGUUUGCUUUGAUGGAAGAUGGCCUUUCAUUCUUAAGUUCUCAGAACUAGGCUUGCACCAAAGAGAAGCCAUUCUCCAGAAAUGGUCAAGGGAAACUCUUCUUCUUCCACUCAGAGUUGCCUUCUUGUUGAUUAAAAUGGCCUGCAUUUACACAUUUCUCUCCUGGACUGAUGAAAGUUGUAACAAUCCGGCAUGGGAAGCAAUUGGGUACCAUGUAGACACCAAACAAGUCCAAGUCCAGAGGGAAAGACCACUUGAAAAGGGUAUUAUUGAGACAGCAGACCACACUGAUGUUAGCCUGAAGGAAUCCCUGAUCAAGAAAGGCCUAAAUGUGGCCGAGGAUCCAAAGGAAGACAUCCUCAGAAUCAGAUGUGAUGUUGUGGUUGUUGGUUCUGGUUGUGGAGGAGGAGUAGCGGCGGCAGUCCUGGCGAACUCAGGCCACAAAGUGGUGGUGCUGGAGAAAGGCCACUACUUUGUGGCCGAGGAUUAUUCGGGCCUCGAGGGACCUUCCAUGAAUGAAAUGUAUGAAUCAGGUGGAAUGUUAACUACCUCGGAUGGGAAAGUUGUAAUCCAGGCUGGAACGACGCUUGGUGGUGGUUCGGCUAUAAAUUGGUCAGCCUCGAUUAGGACUCCCAGUGGUGUCCUCAAGGAGUGGUGUUUGGAACAUAAGAUUCCAAUGUUUGGGAGCACAGAAUAUGAGUCAGCUAUGGAUUUUGUGUGUAAAAGGAUUGGUGUCACUGAGAAUUGCACCAAAGAAGGCCUUCAGAAUCAGGUUUUGAGAAAAGGGUGUGAAAGCCUUGGCUUGAAGGUUGAGGCAAUUCCAAGGAAUUGUUCAGAGAAUCAUUACUGUGGGUCUUGUGGGUUUGGCUGCAAAACAGGUGAGAAAAUGGGGACUGAUUCGACUUGGCUUGUCGAUGCUGUUAACAAGGGCGCAGUUAUCUUGACGGGCUGCAAAGCGGAGAAGUUUAUAGUAGAAGAUGGGAGAGGGAGAUGCUUGGGAGUGAAAGCCACUAGUGAAAGCAAAAACAUCAGAAAGAAGCUUUAUAUUGAGGCUAAGGCCACAGUUUCGGCUUGUGGGUCUCUAAUGACACCGCCUUUGUUGAUUUCGAGUGGAUUGAAGAACAGAAACAUCGGAAACAACCUCCAUCUGCAUCCUGUUCUUCUGGCAUGGGGAUACUUCCCGGAAUCCCUGUCAGGACUCGAAGGCAAAAACCACGAGGGAGGAAUACUAACCUCUCUCCACAAGGUGGAGUCCGAGUCUGAGUCAGAAGACGACGAAACCAAACCAAAAGCCAUUGUAGAAGCAGCAGCCUUGGGUCCCGGUUCAUUAGCGGGCUUCUUCCCAUGGACUUCAGGCCGGGAAAUGAAGGAAAGUAUGAGGAAGUACUCGAGAACAGUGACGUUACUUUCACUGGUGAGAGACGAGGGCCGCGGGGAAGUGAAGAAGGCAGGGCGGAUCAAGUACGAACUGAGCGUUGCAGACAGAGAGAAUCUGAAACUCGGUUUAAGACGAGUGUUGAGGAUAUUGGUCGCGGCUGGGGCGAGUGAAGUAGGCACAUUCCGGAGCGACGGGCAGAAACUGAGCUGCAAAGGAAUGAAGAAUGAGGAUUUGGAGGAGUUUCUGGGCACGAUAUGUGCAGAAGAAGGUCCAAGCAGUGGAGAAGAAGUGUGGAGUAUGUACUGUUCAGCACACCAGAUGGGUAGCUGCAGAAUGGGGGCUAGUGAGAAAGACGGGGCGGUUGACGAGAACGGUGAGUGUUGGGAAGCAAAGGGACUGUAUGUAUGUGAUGGAAGUGUGCUUCCUAGUGCAGUUGGUGUGAAUCCAAUGAUCACUAUUCAAUCAACUGCAUAUUGCAUCUCAAACAGGAUCUCAGACAGGCUUAAUAAUGAAAAGAGCCUUUAGAGUUUAGAGUUUAGGCUAAUUGCUUCAGUCUGAAGACUUAAUAAGUACUAUUAUUAUUAUUAUUAUUAUUAUUAUUAUUGCAAGAAUAAGAACUUGGCAAUUGUAUGUUGAAGAA
This is a messenger RNA of Ipomoea triloba (trilobed morning glory), 2362 nucleotides long. Its product is annotated as long-chain-alcohol oxidase FAO2-like. Bases 22 to 2247 code for a protein of 741 amino acids. Gene Ontology annotation, molecular function: long-chain-alcohol oxidase activity; flavin adenine dinucleotide binding. The transcript has 3 exons. NCBI's taxonomy places the organism in Eukaryota, Viridiplantae, Streptophyta, Magnoliopsida, Solanales, Convolvulaceae. The record is from RefSeq and is a predicted model, not a curated record.